AUGUAUGUGCCAAUUACGGAGGAUCCUGGUUGGCUAGACUUUGAACAGCAGUCGGAAAAAAUCGAAGCCGAUGUAGAGAACCUGAGUGAUGAUGAUGAUGAGGUGGACAAAUUUGUGCACGAAAUGUUCGAUGACCUCAAUGAUCUGAUCAUCAAAAAAUCCAAAGAAGCGGAAAACUACAUUCUCAGCAAAAAGCCUACGGCGCCAGAGAGAAACUCUUACGAAACAGAUGAGGAGUAUAACAGAGCACGUGCAGCCCAUAAAAAAAAAUCCGAGUCGUUCAAGAAGUUCGUUGCCCGGGGUGCGGCCUUUGUGAGUCGGUUGUACGAAUUAUUUACUGAAAUCAUCAACUUCUUUAAAGAGUUGGGGACUUGGUUGAAGGCCAAAAUUCGUAAUGUUUCUACAAAAAUCCGGAGUUUUAUGAAGACAAUGACGGAAAAACUUAGCAAACUGUAUCGCACAUUAUUCUCAUUUAAAUCCACGAAAGAUGAUUAG
Messenger RNA from Paraglomus occultum, 495 nucleotides. NCBI's taxonomy places the organism in Eukaryota, Fungi, Glomeromycota, Glomeromycetes, Paraglomerales, Paraglomeraceae. The record is from the annotation of a GenBank genome assembly.